This is a messenger RNA of Phragmites australis (common reed), 1018 nucleotides long. Its product is annotated as nudix hydrolase 13, mitochondrial-like. The record is from RefSeq and is a predicted model, not a curated record. Bases 168 to 779 code for a protein of 203 amino acids. The transcript has 5 exons. Lineage: Eukaryota; Viridiplantae; Streptophyta; Magnoliopsida; Poales; Poaceae. Gene Ontology annotation, molecular function: pyrophosphatase activity. Gene Ontology annotation, cellular component: nucleus; cytoplasm.
GCGCAGAGGCCAUCCCGUCUCUUGUCUCCUCGCCGUGUGAUCGAGCCAUCGAAUUCUUGGCCUCUGCUCUCGAUCUUUCUGCUCUUCGCUCUUCCUCGGCCUCCACCUGUCCAUCUUCAGAGGCAGCAUCUGCUGCUGCUUGCAUUUCUUGCCGUUUCCAAGCAGCAAUGGCGUCGGAGAAGAAGAUCCUCGUCGCGCGGAAGGGCCGGCUGAGGCAGCGCUACGACAACGAGUACCGCCUCGUCGCGGGGUGCGUGCCGUACCGCGUGCGCACGGACGGGCAGCCCGAGGUGCUCAUGGUCUCCGCGCCCAACAGGAACGACCUCGUCUUCCCCAAGGGUGGCUGGGAGGACGACGAGGACGUGUACCAGGCGGCGUGCCGCGAGGCGCUGGAGGAGGCCGGAGUGAAGGGCACCAUCAAUAAAACCGCGCUGGGGCUGUGGGUGUUCAGGAGCAAGAGCAGCCCGGUCGACAGCGACAGCCCCCGGGGCGCCUGCAAGGGCUACAUCUUCGCGCUGGAGGUCGAAGAGGAGCUCGAGCAAUGGCCGGAGCAGGACACCCAUGGCAGGCAGUGGGUCUCCCCGGCGGACGCGUACCGCCUCUGCCGGUACGACUGGAUGCGCGAGGCGCUGUCGGCACUGAUGGACCGCCUGCCGGCGAUCUCCCACUACCAGCCGGCGGCGAAGGUGAAGCCUGCGCCGGAGUUGAACGAGCACGGUGGCGUGUACAUGAUGGUGAAGGCAGAAGCAACCGCGGAUCGAGCGGUGGCGCUCUGCUGAUCAAUGCCAUGUGGGGCUGUGGGUGGCUGACAGGUGCGAGCUAAUUAGCUGCCGCAUUUCGACGACGAUGAACUUGGCAGUCGGAAUCGUCAGAUGAUCUUGUCCUUCAUCAUUUUUCUCCAUCUCUUUUCCAACUAGUAAAAAUUUCUUCUCGGUGCAUCUGCAAAUGCUUCCUGACAGUGGUGUCUGUGAAAGCUUCAACCCUUAUAUGGAGGCAGUGCUUGUGGACUUGUGUGAUC